CUCAGUCGACACUGCUGAGAUAAACGGGCGUCUGGAGGGGGUGAAGGGCAUCCAGGGAUUUCCUCUGACAUCUAGCCCCCUGAUAAACCUCUAACUAGACUCUGCUUUAUGGACCCACAAGGUCCGUUUCUUCAGCUCUCAGCCUGUCCACAGCUUUAAAAGCGUCCUGUUCACGACAGCGCAGAAGAUGGCCAUGACACUGCAUGAAUUCACUCUGUCUGUGGAUCCUAAAACUCUACCCAGAGUGCUACAGAUCCAGUCCGGAGUCUACUAUCAAGGCUGUGUUUAUGAGAUGUUUGGAAGAGAGUGUUCUCUUUCAACGGGAGAUCUGCUGAAAAUCUUUGAAACCACCAUCACUAGAUUCACAGCACGAAGCUCCAACAACACGGAGAUCGAAAUACCAUUAGAAUAUCCAGGUUUGUUCAAAUUAGUGGCUGACAGUCAGCCAUAUCGAAGCAUACAAGAAGUGGCUGACUCACUGAAGAUCAGCUCUCACAGGCUGGGCCAGCCCGUGUUCCUCACCUGUUCUGAGAUCCAGCUCGCGCAGGGAGUCUUACGAAAGGGAGAGAGCUUCAGAAUCACUGAUGUCACCCAUGAGCUCAACGACGGCCGUGUGGACUGUGAGCUGUUGCACAGAGAGCCAAAGUUCUGCUUUAGCUUGAGCUUCUCACAGGAAGGCCACUUCAGGGAGUGUGAGGACGACCAGUUUUACACUCUGAAAGAAAUAGCAGAGUGGAAAAUCUCCAGAGGCAGGAAAAGGACAGUUACUGAAGUCAAAGCUCUGCUCAAGAAAGACUUCUUAUUAUCGAGUUUGUUGGAGAAUGUGUUCGGAGAGUUGAUGCUGACUCCCAUGUAUGAGCUGAAGGCAGUUUCAAAGCUUAGCGAAAAGGUUUUGCUGAUCCCGUCACAUUUAGACGUGGAGGUGGUGGAUGUCACAGAAAACUUCGAUAGCGACUAUUUUGCUCAGCCUCUCUCGCUUCCAGAUGUUUUUAAGAGGUCUGCAGAGUUUUUUCCUGUGGUGGCCGAGUUGUCAUGUGAAAGCUCUUUCAAGCUUUCCCCAGACCUGGAGUCCUUCAUCCAUUCGAAACAGGUGAUCAUCCAUCAUGCUUAUAGUGCAAAACGAAUACUGGCCUCAGAAAUGUGUAGCGAAGCUCCGAGACACUUUCUCAUUCCAGAGUCCUACAAUGGACGCUUCAAGCGUCGGCCACGGCAGUUCCCCACCGCCUACGAUCUGGAACGGGCACGCAGUGAGACAGAGGAGUUACGCGUGGUGGCCACCAGGGACUUUGACUCAACAUAUAACGGGCUUGCCUCUGUUCACGCUGGAGAUCAGUUUUUAGUGACAAAAGGCAAAAGCUGUGUGGUUUCACACAAUGGGACAGAGAAGGCAGCAGAUGCUUUCGACUGUCUGAAGGUAACGGGCGUGAAGGAGUCUGUGCGCCUCCCUUUGUGUAUGGAGGGUGGAUUCAUGGAGCUUGUGAGUGACAAGCGUCAAUACACCAUUGCUGAGAUAUGCCGAUGGUUCCCACUGCCCUUCAACGUCAAGGUGUCUGUUCGUGACCUCUCUUUGAAGGUUGACAUUUUGGCCGGAGUGCCUGGCUUGCACAUCGAGGAGGAGAUCUCUGACCCCUGCCUCCUCAUUUCAACCUUUGAUCUCUCAGAGUCGAGGGAGGUGCCAGUGAAUCGUACGGACUUGAUCCUUAACAUCAAAGAGCACUGGACGGGCGAGAGUCCAGCGUGUAGUGGAACUUCGGCUCUAGAGGAGAUCUCCGAGGACUGUUACUACACUCUGAGGAGAUAUGCUGUCGCUAUGGUGACACCCCCUCCAAGACCUCCAAAAAAACCCAAAGAUCCUCCUCCACGGCCCCCCAAGAUGAUGCCAUCCAGAUCUCAGAGUGCCACCUCUGAAAACUCCAGUUGCUCUCCAAAGAGUCUCCAUGUUGAACCUUUUAAGCGCGAUGACUCCAUAAAUUGCAGUGACUUAAAAAGUGGAAAUGGCAAAAAGAUUCCCAUCAGUCCAGUCACCUUACCUAAACCUGUCCUGCACAAAGCUCUUGGCCGAAGUCUGGACAACGUAUCCACAGAGACAAAUGAAGGCGAUGAUGAUGUGCAUGAUUAUGAAUACAUAGAUGAAGUUCAGCUUGACAACAUAAGGAGGACAUCCCAAGAGAAUCCGAUUACCACAGGUGUGAAGGGAAAACCAAGCAACACAAUAUAAGUACACU
This is a messenger RNA of Xyrauchen texanus (razorback sucker), 2225 nucleotides long. It is a transcript of the gene themis, whose product is annotated as thymocyte selection associated. The transcript has 6 exons. NCBI's taxonomy places the organism in Eukaryota, Metazoa, Chordata, Actinopteri, Cypriniformes, Catostomidae. The record is from RefSeq and is a predicted model, not a curated record. Bases 188 to 2218 code for a protein of 676 amino acids. Gene Ontology annotation, biological process: T cell receptor signaling pathway.